This is a messenger RNA of Lethenteron reissneri (Far Eastern brook lamprey), 674 nucleotides long. Its product is annotated as ATP synthase F(0) complex subunit C3, mitochondrial-like. NCBI's taxonomy places the organism in Eukaryota, Metazoa, Chordata, Hyperoartia, Petromyzontiformes, Petromyzontidae. Gene Ontology annotation, molecular function: proton transmembrane transporter activity. Gene Ontology annotation, biological process: proton transmembrane transport; proton motive force-driven ATP synthesis. The record is from RefSeq and is a predicted model, not a curated record.
CCCCCCCACCCACCACCCACCCCUUGCCCCCCACCCCCCACCGCACUGCUGCUGAACGCGCCGGGGACGAGAGAGCCACAGUCUAAUCCACCAGCCUACCUGCUGUUCCUGAACCUGCAAAGAUGUACGCCUGCGCUAAGCUCGUCUCCUGCCCAGCACUGGUCCGCGGUGGCUCCCAGGCUCUCCUGAGGCCCGUGACUGCGUGCCUCAUCAGCAGGCCAGAGGCACGGUCCGAGGCCUUGUUCCCGGCGGUGCAGCACCAGGGAACGUUGGUGCACGCAGCACAGCGCUCGUUCCAGACGAGCGCCGUCUCCCGUGACAUUGACACGGCCGCCAAGUUCAUCGGCGCUGGUGCAGCCACAGUGGGUGUCGCCGGCUCGGGUGCUGGUAUCGGCACCGUCUUCGGGAGUCUCAUCAUCGGCUACGCCAGGAACCCGUCUCUGAAGCAGCAGCUCUUCUCGUACGCCAUCCUGGGCUUCGCCCUCUCCGAAGCCAUGGGGCUCUUUUGUCUCAUGGUGGCCUUCCUCAUCCUGUUUGCCAUGUGAAGUGGGUCAGACCACCACGACCCUCCAUGGCUCUCUGCUGCUGCUGCUCUCACACCGGUGCACACCUUGUCUCUAGCUCGUGUGUGUAAGACCACAUGAGCCUCCACGAAUAAAUACGUUUAAAUUUAA